CAACUACGUAAUCACCGAGGCCACGGUUUGAUGACGCCAUCGUGUGACGUCAAAUACAUGCGACUCAAAGCAGCGAUGGCGGUGGUUCAGCAAAAACUAGAGAAAGAGCGAGAGGAGUGCUCUUUGCUGCCUUUGGUUCAUGACAUUAUCAAAUGCAUGGACAAAGACAGCCAGGAUGUCCACCAAGAACUGGCCAAACUGAAAACAAAGAUCCAAGAAGCUCGAGAGCAGAUCGCCAACAUGCCCGGGAUAGACAGCAGCCCAGUGGACCAGCAGCAGCAGCUCGCCACGCUGCGGGAGCAGGUCCGCACCAAGAACCAGCUGCUUCAGAAGUACAAAAGUCUGUGCAUGUUUGACGCGCCCAAAGCAUCGUGACAAUACAAACUGGAUUAAUGCUCAAAGGAGGAGACGCUCAGAGACAGUCAAGUUGCAGGGGGACUGUUUACGUCCUUAGCUGUGGAGCUCAUAUUCAGGAAUAUAACUGACUUUCCUAUAGAUGUGCCAUAAUAAUGCAGGCACGCUUAUGUGGCAUUUAUAUUUAAUUUUGUCUGUCAGAUUUUCUUACUAUGUAAUUAUAUUUUUUUUAUUAAAAGCUACAACAUGAAGAAUCA
This is a messenger RNA of Betta splendens (Siamese fighting fish), 611 nucleotides long. It is a transcript of the gene med9, whose product is annotated as mediator complex subunit 9. Lineage: Eukaryota; Metazoa; Chordata; Actinopteri; Anabantiformes; Osphronemidae. Gene Ontology annotation, biological process: regulation of transcription by RNA polymerase II. Gene Ontology annotation, cellular component: mediator complex. The transcript is spliced from 2 exons. Gene Ontology annotation, molecular function: transcription coregulator activity. Bases 31 to 375 code for a protein of 114 amino acids. The record is from RefSeq and is a predicted model, not a curated record.